AUGGCGCCUCCAGAAGACGACUCACCACUAACCCUCCUCGAAGGCCUCCUCUCCCCCGAGACGCUCGAAUUUCUCCACACGACCGCCUUCCACCCGCACUCGCCCGUCCAGAUCUUCAAGCGCCACACCGCCAUCAAGCUCCAGCAGGCCCUCAACAUCGCCUACGUCUUCCUGGCGCCCUUGAUCGACCGGGCGCUCGCCCUCCUGACGGCGUCGCCGGGCCUCGUCUCCCUCGCCGCUUUCGUCGCGCUUCUCGCCGCCGCGUGGAUCGUCCUCGGCUGGAUCCGGCGCCUCAUGCUGUUCGCGACGCGCAUGGUGUUCCGGCUGGUGUUCUGGGCGGCCGUCGUCGCCGUGGGCUCGGCCGUCGUGCGGAACGGCGUGUUCGAGACGGUCAAGGAUGCUGUUGUCGUCGGGGGCAAGAUCAUGGGAUUCUUGGCUGUGGCGAAGGAUGUUUGGGUCGGGGAGCUGCGGAGGUACGAGGAGGAGGCGCGGGUGCAGGGGAGACGCUGA
Verticillium nonalfalfae is the source of this 510-nucleotide messenger RNA. RefSeq lists its product as uncharacterized. The transcript has a single exon. The record is from RefSeq and is a predicted model, not a curated record. Lineage: Eukaryota; Fungi; Ascomycota; Sordariomycetes; Glomerellales; Plectosphaerellaceae. The coding region runs from base 1 to 510 and encodes 169 amino acids.